Molecule: messenger RNA, 1083 nt
Organism: Neurospora tetrasperma FGSC 2508
Lineage: Eukaryota; Fungi; Ascomycota; Sordariomycetes; Sordariales; Sordariaceae
Product: serine/threonine-protein phosphatase PP-X isozyme 2
Exons: 5
Coding region: 1-1083 (360 amino acids)
Biological process (GO): peptidyl-serine dephosphorylation; double-strand break repair via homologous recombination
Cellular component (GO): cytoplasm; nucleus
Molecular function (GO): protein serine/threonine phosphatase activity
Source: RefSeq, a predicted model, not a curated record
AUGAGUGAUCUGGACAGGGCGAUCGCUCAGCUGCGAGCAUGCCGGCCAAUACCAGAAUCAGACGUCCGCGAACUCUGUCACAAGGCCCGGGAAAUCUUGAUCGAAGAAGGAAACGUAGUUACAGUUAAUGCGCCGGUAACGAUAUGUGGAGAUAUUCAUGGCCAGUUUCACGAUUUGAUGGAACUGUUCCGCGUCGGCGGCGAUCCUCCCGAUACCAAUUAUCUUUUUAUGGGUGAUUUCGUUGACCGUGGCUUCUACUCGCUCGAAACAUUCUUACUUCUUCUCUGCCUUAAAGUUCGAUACCCCGACCGCAUGACCCUCAUCAGAGGCAACCACGAAUCACGACAGAUCACAACCGUAUACGGUUUCUACGAUGAAUGUUACAGGAAAUAUGGCAGCGCAAAUGUUUGGCGCUACUGCUGCGACGUGUUCGACUAUCUCGCCUUGGGCGCUCUUGUUCUCGGGGCCUCCAAUACCAUCUCACCAAGCGCCGGCGAAGGAACAGUGGGCAACCCAGCCGGCGCCGUUCUAUGUGUGCACGGCGGCCUUAGUCCGCUGAUAGACAAGGUUGACAAAAUCAGGCUGCUGGACCGAAAACAGGAGGUUCCACAUGAGGGUGCUAUGUGCGACCUCUUGUGGUCCGAUCCGGACGAGAUUGACGGUUGGGGGUUGUCGCCUCGGGGUGCCGGCUUCCUCUUUGGUGCCGACAUCGUCAAAGUGUUCAAUCAUCGCAAUGACCUCAGCCUGAUUGCCCGUGCCCAUCAGCUGGUCAUGGAAGGUUUUAAGGAAAUGUUCGAUGCCAGCAUCGUUACCGUUUGGUCAGCACCAAAUUACUGCUAUCGUUGCGGAAACGUUGCUGCACUUCUUGAGCUAUCGGAAGACGAUUCGGGCUUGGGUGUGCUUGCCCGCAGUAAUGGCGAUGUCAAUCGCAGUAAUGGCGGUGCAGGAUCUUCUGGAGGGCUCGGGGAGGGUGAGCUACAACCGAUGAAGGGUCCAGCAAGGCGUUACCGGGUCUUCCAGGCGGCUCCUCAGGAUUCAAGGGGAAUGCCAGCCAAGAAGCCAGUGGCCGACUACUUCCUGUAA